Molecule: messenger RNA, 2159 nt
Organism: Leopardus geoffroyi (Geoffroy's cat)
Lineage: Eukaryota; Metazoa; Chordata; Mammalia; Carnivora; Felidae
Gene: MOGAT1
Product: monoacylglycerol O-acyltransferase 1
Exons: 6
Coding region: 728-1603 (291 amino acids)
Biological process (GO): diacylglycerol biosynthetic process; triglyceride biosynthetic process
Cellular component (GO): endoplasmic reticulum membrane
Molecular function (GO): diacylglycerol O-acyltransferase activity
Source: RefSeq, a predicted model, not a curated record
UCUCUUGCUGUUUACCUUUUUUAGAUUUAUUUUUACUGAAGUAAUAUGUGCGCUGGAGAACAAAUCAACUAGCAUUUUGGAUUGAGCCCUGUGACAUUGGUGUUUCCGAAGGUCCCAAGCGGUCAGUGGUGGCUAAUAGCAUUUGUUGAGUGUUUCCUAUACACCAUCACUAUUCUUUACGCUUUUCGUGGUAUCUGUAUGUUUCAUUAACCAGUUAUUUUUCCAUGUUACAAAUAUUACUUUCUUAAAUGUUGAAAAACUGAUAAAGUUAAACCUAGAACGUAAAGGAAUUUAUGUACGUCAGGUCUUUGAAGAAAUGCCUAUAGACAAAGCACGUUUUUAGGAUUCACUGAUUUAUCAAAUUCGGCUACCACUGUUGGGAGCAUUGGCCCUGGAUGAGACAUUGUACAGUGCCCUUGUUCAGCACCAUUUCACUGAUGGAGGCACAGGUGAGCCCACUGGAGUCAGAAAUGUGGGGGGCAGGGGUAGCAGAGGAAGAUCAUUGCUAAAUGCUGCAGAGAAGGCAGCCUUUUGUAACAUUGAUAUUUUCUAAACAGCCCCCGGUAAUUAUCUUCUAGAAUGUCCCAAAGUCUGGAAUUGCCUAAUUAUGUUCUUACGAUUGGAGUCAGGUUCAGCACUUUUGGCAAAAAGCCGGCAAAGGUGAUGGGGUGUAUUUCCCAUCAAAUCCCAUCAAGAGGCAUCAUGUCAUUUUGUCCCUUUAUCGGUGAUGCUGAAUUUAAUGACCACGCCACACAUUUUGACUGAGUCUUAUUUGUUUCUGAUGUUUAGCCCUCUUGAAGCGGGUAGGACAUUGCAGCCCUCUUCACGGGAGCCAAAAGCACAGGUGUGCAUUGGGAUCAUUGUGAUACUGAUCAUACACAACUAUUGGUUCCUCUAUGUCCCUUAUAUGACAUGGCUUUACUUUGACUGGCGUACCCCAGAGCAGGGGGGCAGGAGAUCCAACUGGGUCAGAAGCUGGACCGUGUGGAGGUAUUUUAAGGACUAUUUUCCAAUUCAUCUCAUCAAAACUUGGGAUUUGGAUCCAAGUCACAACUACAUAUUUGGGUUUCAUCCCCAUGGAGUGCUCGUUGCUGGAGCCUUUGGAAAUUUUUGUACGAAUUAUUCGGACUUCGAACAGCUGUUUCCUGGAUUCACUGCAUAUCUCCACGUGCUCCCAUUUUGGUUCCGGUGUCCUCUCUUUCGAGAAUAUCUGAUGAGUAGUGGGCCAGUCUCAGUUUCUAAGAAGAGUGUGUCCCAUGUGCUGAGCAAGGAGGGAGGUGGAAACAUUUCAGUCAUAGUUCUCGGGGGCGCAGAAGAAUCACUGGAUGCCCAUCCUGGAAAAUUCACUCUGUUCAUCCGCCAGCGGAAAGGAUUUGUUAAAAUUGCUUUGACCCAUGGCGCCUCCUUGGUCCCAGUCUUUUCUUUUGGAGAAAAUGAGCUGUUUAAACAAGUUAACAACCCUGAAGGCUCAUGGCUUCGAACCGUGCAAGAGAGGCUACAGAAGAUCAUGGGGUUUGCUUUGCCUCUUUUCCAUGCCAGAGGGAUUUUUCAAUACAAUUUUGGCCUGAUGCCGUACAGGAAACCGAUCCACACUGUUGAAUAAGGCAAACUUGCUUCAGCCCAUCCUUUCUGCUUACCUCCCAAACAAUUACAUCGGAAAUACCACGUCUUGUCUCUAGCAUCUUCAGUGUCCUGCCAGUAUUUGAAACCUUUUAAAAAAGCAAGCUGAGAAUAUGAACAUUUACAUAACACCUCAGCUGCCACGAGAUUGAUUUUAUCACCAGCCAGAUGACUGAGGCCAGCCUGAUUUGAGUGAACCAGACCCGCACAGACCAUGUGCAUUUAAGGACUUUUAUUUGAAAUAACCCAAGUAAGGAUAGAAUAUGGACAAUUCCUUAGACAAAAGCAGAGCUAUGUAUCAAUCCAAUGCAAUGUGAUAUUGCAACAGAGACCUAAGUUGCUGUGUUCAUUUCCGUUUUAAAUUAAUGCACUUCAAACCCAGAGUUGUUUCUUUGCUGACUCCCUGACACAGCCCAGGCAGGUCAGGUAGCAUCCAGACCAGCAACUUAUUUUGUGAUCUCUCUGCUCCCCUUCUACUUAAUUAAGAGUUUAUAUUUUAAAAAAUAAAAUAAAUGGGGCACCUGGGUGGCUCAGUCGGU